CUCAAAUCGGGGGGAGGGAUGGUUCUCAUCAGAACCCCCAUCGAAGUAGGAACCCAAGGAGAGAGAGGCAGAGACCACCCAUUUCCCGAGUCACAGACUGGCUGGUGGUGGGGAGAAACGGGCUCGCCGUGCAGAACGUGAAGGGAUCCCCGCAAAGCCAUCGCCCGGCGUCUUCAUGGCACCGCGGGGACUCGGGGCGGGCGCUGUCUGCCGGGCCUGAUGGGCACCACCGACCGGCACACCCGGGCACGUCGCAGCCGGUCCCGCGGCGCCCAAGGGAGGCGGGCCCCCGAACCGGCCCCCCGCGCGCCCCCCACGCCCCCGCGCGAGCGCGAUCCGCCGGCGGAAGUGCUGCGUCGUGCACUUCCGGGUGUUGUCUGGCCGCCGUCGCGCGUCUCGGGUCUCCCGGCCACCGCCCGGGUCGUGGAGCCAGGAGCGACGUCACCGCCAUGGCGGGCAUCAAAGCUCUAAUUAGCUUGUCGUUUGGAGGAGCAAUCGGGCUGAUGUUUUUGAUGCUUGGAUGUGCCCUACCAAUAUACAACCAAUACUGGCCCCUCUUCGUCCUCUUCUUUUAUGUCCUUUCUCCCAUCCCGUACUGCGUAGCGAGAAGACUGGUGGACGACACAGACACCAUGAGCAAUGCCUGUAAGGAGCUCGCCAUAUUCCUCACGACAGGCAUCGUCGUCUCGGCCUUUGGGCUCCCUGUUGUAUUUGCCAGAGCAAAUCUGAUCAAGUGGGGAGCCUGCGCGCUGGUCCUCACCGGAAACACAGUCAUCUUCGCCACCAUACUGGGCUUCUUCCUGGUCUUCGGGAGCAAUGAUGACUUCAGCUGGCAGCAGUGGUGAUAAAGAGCUACCAAGCUGUAGUGACAUGGACUUCUGUCGUCCGUCGGCCGUCCGCGCACAGGAGAUGGGGACCGGGAUGCUGAGUUGUGUAGCAAGCCCCUGGGGGUGUCCCACGAGCUCCCUUCUCUCUCUUGUACGCCUACUGUUUCCACGGGGACUUGCUAAGGAUUAAAAGGAUUUUCUCUUUUGGAAAAGCUUCACUGGUUUCCCACUUCUCUAGACUGCUUUCCAUGGUGUCCUGCUGAAUCUAAAAUACUUACGUGUUUCCCCCUUCUGUUGUUUUUAAAUCAGUAUGCAAUGUUAAACAUUUUCAAGAUGUAAUCACCGUUUUCAUUGGUUUAGGAAUUCAGAACUUCUGGCUGUAUUAUGGGCUAAAGUACAUAUUUUCUCUAAAAAUCAGUUAAUCUCCAUUAUAAAAUAUAUAUAUAUAUAAAGUUAGUUUUCAUUCAGUCAGGAUGCCAUCACUCCCAGGUGAAUGCAAACAUCCAGAGCGUUGACAUACCUUCUACACUAUUUACUCAGUGCAAGGAUAGCUGCAUUUAUACCUCAGGGGGGCCGAGUAAUACUGCCCAUGCCCUCCAUAAGGGUUGCUGGUUUCAUGAGUAGACAGGUGUUUUGUGAAUUGAAAAUUAUUUUAUGGAAUUGCUACAAAAGAGCGCUUUUCUCCUCAAUUGUUAGAACUUCUGUUAAACUUUGAGGUACACGUGUAAAACCAGUCUGGGGAUACAGUUUAUAUUUGUGUUUAUUACGGUCAAAGCAAGGGAAUUGCUGUGUGGGAAGAAGCGAAGCUGUAAUGUGGCCCUUUGAAUGCCGCUUCUGUUUAUAAGUGACAAGUCUGAGCUUCCGUCAGCCUCUCGUGGUUCGGAGGGUGACAUGGACAUGCAUGGGACAGUUGUGUGUUUGCAUUGUAGAUACUCAAAAACUCCCCCGCUUCCUCCUUUUAACUUAUUUUGUACAUUGUAUAUAUUGUCAGAGAUCUUUUCAAAUAUAGUUUAAUAGCAUCUAGAAAUGUUUGGCUACUAGGAAAACGAUCGCUACGCCAUACAUUCAGAGCGCCCCCUCCCCAUCAAGGCCUUGACUCGAUUCACAAGUGACUUGUUAGUCUUGCAGGUAAUCCAGGGACGGACAGUUGUAGGACUAGGACCGUGAUAGGAGCAGUCCCCAGAGGUUAGAGCGUGUGUAUUUCAAAAACACUUAAGACAGGCUUCCUGAUACCUCUUAGUUAAGAUCUGGUUUCAUCGCGAUAGAUCUGAUGUUGUAAAGGUAUUUAUUGUAUGAAUUAAUACAGAGGAGCCAAAUCCAGCUGUGUCACAGCUUCAAACUCAAAUCCGACCAAAAACUUCCCAAAGUGGCCAGGCAUAGCGGUCCUUCGCAUCUUCAAUUCUCAGUACGUAACUUAAGAGCUGGUUAUAAAAAUGUUCGCAUUGAUCCGACAGUAUUUUGUGAGGACAUUUGUAUGUUUCUUCAGCCUGCUUAUAUAAAGAGAAGUGUUCUGCCUUUAGCCGAAAAUGA
Messenger RNA from Onychomys torridus (southern grasshopper mouse), 2357 nucleotides. It is a transcript of the gene Leprotl1, whose product is annotated as leptin receptor overlapping transcript like 1. The record is from RefSeq and is a predicted model, not a curated record. Bases 450 to 845 code for a protein of 131 amino acids. Lineage: Eukaryota; Metazoa; Chordata; Mammalia; Rodentia; Cricetidae. Gene Ontology annotation, biological process: late endosome to vacuole transport via multivesicular body sorting pathway; negative regulation of growth hormone receptor signaling pathway. The transcript is spliced from 4 exons. Gene Ontology annotation, cellular component: endosome.